This is a messenger RNA of Cynara cardunculus var. scolymus (artichoke), 2634 nucleotides long. RefSeq lists its product as uncharacterized. Lineage: Eukaryota; Viridiplantae; Streptophyta; Magnoliopsida; Asterales; Asteraceae. The transcript is spliced from 14 exons. The coding region runs from base 23 to 2419 and encodes 798 amino acids. The record is from RefSeq and is a predicted model, not a curated record.
AAUCCUCAAUUUGAAUCGGAGCAUGGCCUUUCACGUCGCCUGCCCAAUUACAUGUCGUCGAAUUUGCUACUGUUCGCUAGGGUUUCCUAAGGAGCUACAGAACGAUAAGGGGAAAAAUGGGUUCUUGGAGGAAAUUGCUAGGCUCAAGGAGUUUUUGGAUGAUCCGUGGUUGAUUAAAAAUGAUAAGAAGACGGUACAGGUUCUUGUUCCGAAGGUAGCUGUUGCGCCUCCUCCGCCACAGGUGACUGUGACGCCUAAUGUUGCUGUUGUUGAUGGAAAUGCUGCGGAGGAGAUGUUGUCGGCACAGAAUAAGAGGGCAGCGCUGCAGCGGAAGGCGGCUGCAGCAUCACUGGUGGCGGAGGAUUAUGCUAGGCGAUUUGAAUCUGGGGAAACGGUGGACGCCACUAAAGAUCUUGCUGGAGAAGAGCAGGCCCUCUCCAAUGCGAAAGUAAUGUGCCGUCUAUGCUUUUCCGGAGAAAAUGAAAGAAGUGAGAAAACAAAGAAGAUGCUAUCAUGCAGAAGUUGUAGCAAGAAGUAUCACAGGAGCUGUUUGAAAGCCUGGGCCCAUGAUAGAGAUCUAUUUCACUGGAGUUCCUGGAGCUGUCCUUCAUGUCGAAUAUGUGAGGUAUGCCGAAGAACUGGUGAUCCAAACAAGCUUAUGUUUUGCAAAAGGUGUGAUGGUGCAUAUCACUGUUACUGUCAGCACCCUCCACACAAGAAUGUCAGCAGAGGACCUUAUCUGUGCCCCAAGCAUACAAAGUGCCACAGCUGUGAAUCUACGGUCCCAGGGAAUGGUUUAAGUCUCAGGUGGUUUCUAGGGUAUACUUGCUGUGAUGCUUGUGGAAGAUUGUUUGUAAAGGAGAAGUAUUGCCCUGUUUGUUUAAAGGUGUACAGAGACUCUGAAUCCACACCCAUGGUUUGUUGUGAUAUAUGUCAACGCUGGGUGCAUUGUCACUGUGAUGGAAUUAGUGAUGAAAAGUAUUUGCAAUAUCAAGUGGAUAAUCACCUGCAGUACGUAUGUGCCGCAUGCCGUGGAGAAUGCUACCAGGUUAGGGAUCAAGAAGAUGCUGUCCAGGAGCUCUGGAGGAGGAGAGACAAAGCUGAGCAGGAUCUAAUUGCUAGCCUAAGGGCUGCUGCUGGAUUGCCAACUCAAGAAGAAAUAUUUUCUAUUUCACCUUAUUCUGAUGAAGAGGAUGAUGGACCUGCAUUGAAGAAAGAGUAUGGGCAUUCACUGAAGUUUUCUCUCAAAGGGAUAGUUGAUAAAUCCCCCAAGAAGAGCAAGGAAUACGCGAAGAAGUCUGCAAACAAGAAGCAUGGAAAGGAGAAGGGAUUUCCUGCACCGAUAUUUGGUAGAGUUGAACAACGUAUUGAAGGAUACAGCGAUGGUCAAUCUAUCGGAUCCAUCACGGGUGAUAACAAGGAUGAAGAUGUGCAGUCCCAUAGAAAUGUAGAACCUGAUAAGCUAUCAUUUCCUGUUACUGGCAGUUUGACUGACAGGAUGUUGUCAGUUAACCAGGCUGAUGUCCUGAAACACAAGCUUGCUAAUGAGGUUCCAGCGAAAACAGAGCGUAGAACCUUCAGAGAUAAAAUGAAAGAUUCUAGGUCACAUCAACUGCCGACUGUGGAUGACCCUGUGAAAGAGGCUGUCAAAUCAAAGAACACUAAGGGACCAAAGUUGGUCAUACAUUUGGGUGCCAGAAAUAAAAAUGUAGCAAGUUCUCCAAGGUCUGAUGCAUCAAACUCUCUCCUGGAGCAAGUGUUGACCGCUCCCAAUGAUGGUGAAGACAUGGUUCAACAAAGAGCGAAUGAAAAUCGUUUGGACUUGCAUGACAGCACAUCGAAGUUCUCUGAUAUAGAUGGACACAACAUAGACCAGGCUGAUGAAAUAAAAGGACUGAAGUUGAGAGCAAAAGAGGGAAACAUUAUCUCAAUGAAAAACCCGAACCCAAAACAUUCUAAUUCAGUUUCACAUUCUUCCCAGAAGGAACUAAAGCCUUCAUUCAAACUCAAAUUCAAGAACCCGUAUUCUGGUGAUCAGAGUUCUUGGGCUCCUCCUGGGGAGGAAGAUAAGAGUCUUGUCAAGGGUCAAAGGUCUAAGAGAAAGAGACCACCACCUUCUAUGGAUAAAUCAUCUUCCAUUAAGGAAGAUAAAGGGGCUGGACACUUGUAUGAAGACAAAGAUAUGAUGAGUGAGAUAAUGGAUGCGAAGUGGAUAAUUCAGAAGUUGGGAAAACAUGCAAUUGGAAAGAUGGUAGAAGUUCUUCAGCCAUCCAACAAUUCCUGGCACAAGGGAUCAGUAAUCGAAGUCUCCGAAGACACGUCUACUGUAAUGGUCAGUUCGGAUGAUGGGAAGGCCAUAAAUGUGGAUCUUGGUAAACAAGGAAUUCGUUUUGUUUCACAGAAGCAUAGACAAACCUGAAAGAAGAAACAAAGGAAUGGAGUUGGAGCAUUUCGAUUCCUCAACUCGUAGGUGAGUUUGUUAACUUGACAGCUUUGUUAGCUUGUUCGUAGUGUAUGAUCAUGUCCAGUUUCCGGAUGCAUUUUGGUGCUCUAUUUUUCUGUUGCUUAGUUAUUGUCAGAUAUGUUAUGUAGCAGCAUGUUUAGUAUGAGAUUGGUUCCAACUGCUAGCAUCUA